AUGGCAUCUACACCUCGAAUAUCACUGUUUCGCUUAAAACAAGAUUCGCCUCAAUGGCAGCACUUACUACGUGCUACCCUGCAAGAAUGUUCUUACCUUCCGGACCCUAUUGCGCGCACCUACAUGCGUAGCUAUGUUCUGGACCGAUAUCGCCGCGCAUUCGAGUCCAAGAUACCAGAGGAAAAGUUGACCCGAUCAGCCAAGAAGGGACUCAGCAUGCUACAGAGAGCAAAUGAGGGAUACCCAAAACCGCUUGAUAAAGUUAUGCUCAUGUCAUAUGGUCGCAUCGGCAAACGGAGACAUGAAUUAAUAGCUCAGCUCUUGAAGCCAGAAGCUCCGAUAGACACCAACUCACUCAGAGAAUUGAUUACAAGUGUCCCUAACUAUCAGGAUGGCUGGGAACCCCCACAGAUCGUCACUAGGCUUCUCAAAUCUCAGAUGAACCACGGAGUAGCCACCGCAUCCCGUCUACGACCCCAACUAAAACACGUUGUCCCUGCGAUCCCUGAAACAAAUAGCUGGGGGCGACCUGUGGCCCAGUCCCGUCGAGCUAAUAUCCGGCGUAAAUGGUACAUUGAUACAUUGUACAGUUUGCUGCCCCCGUUACCGGAACAAGAACUUGGCAUUCUAAACAGUCUCAUGGCUGGUACUGUGCCAUGGAGGUCUUUCAAACAAAGGCCAGUCGAAGCCCCGGCAGUUCAAGAUGAUAGUGUCUUGGAUUUCUUGAUGGAUGGUCCCCAGAAAGGCCAAACCUUUGGCUCUUAUGUCCAUGGCCGUCCGCACAAAAUUACAUCCAGAUCCAUGCGACGCCUGUGGAAGCGAAUCUCUGGACUCGUGCCGAGAAUGCACUGGAAUGAUGCUUCUCAAAAGUGGAGCUUUCAUUGGGACAGUGCAAAAGUUGUACCACAAGUGGCUUUUGAGUUGGAUCAAGAUUCGGAUCUUGAUGAGAUUUUUGGAGAGCCGGCUCCAGCAAAACCCUCGUCCAAGGGUUCAGCGCAAAGCUAG
Molecule: messenger RNA, 1005 nt
Organism: Penicillium angulare
Lineage: Eukaryota; Fungi; Ascomycota; Eurotiomycetes; Eurotiales; Aspergillaceae
Exons: 1
Coding region: 1-1005 (334 amino acids)
Source: RefSeq, a predicted model, not a curated record